Messenger RNA from Punica granatum (pomegranate), 1906 nucleotides. Lineage: Eukaryota; Viridiplantae; Streptophyta; Magnoliopsida; Myrtales; Lythraceae. The record is from RefSeq and is a predicted model, not a curated record.
CCUACCUUCCAGUUCCAUUGCCCAUUUUUCCAUAUAUAUAUAUAUAGAGUUCACUAAUACUUCGAUCCUCUAAUUUUUCAAUAGUCAACGCUUGACUAUCUUAAUUUUUAAAAUUGAAAAUUUGGUCCCUAAAUUUUCAAAAAUCAUAACAAAAUGGUCAUUUUAGCCAUUUUUUCAAUAGUUUGGUCCCUAAAAAGACCAUUUUAUUAUAAUUUUUGAAAAUUCAAUGAUCAAAUUCUCAAUUUUAAAAAUUUAGGUAGUAAAGUGAUAAUAAUUGAAAAAUUAAAAGACCAAAGUGUUAGUGGACAUAUAUAUAUAUAUAUAUGCGCGCCAGUUCCCAGUGUCACUUCCAUUUCCCAUAUUAAUUAUAUUAUGGCUCGAGCUGGAGACGACCUUCCCCCGCAUCCUCAUCCCCAUGUAAACCCCAGCAAUGGCUUCUGCUCCGACACCAGAACCUAUCACAGCCUUCGUCCCCAGGUACCUCUCCCUCCCGUCACCCAUCCUCAUCCCCUCUCCGUCACCGACUACGCCCUCUCUCUCCUCCCUCCCUCCGUCUCCUCCUCCCCUUACAUCAUCGACGCCGCCUCUGACCAACGCCUUACCUUCUCCCGGACCCUCCGCCUCGCCAACUCCCUCUCCCUCCACCUCCGGGCCCGCCUCUCCAAGAGCGACGUCGCCUUCAUCCUCCUCCCUCCCUCCUUCAAUGUCCCCAUCAUCUACCUCUCCCUCGGCGUGGUUGUCUCUCCCUCCAACCCGCUGAGCUCCGCCUCGGAGAUCGCCCACCAGAUCCGUACCAGCAACCCCUCCAUCGCCUUCGCCACCUCCUCGACAUCCUCCAAGCUGCCUCCUAAUUAUAAACUCCGACUCGGUGUAGUACUCGUUGACUCGCCCGAGUUCGAGUCUGUUGUGUUGACCGGUGACUUAGUAUACCCGCCGGACGCUGAAGAUGACUCGAGCUCUGGCUCUGCGACCUCAUCACAUUCACCAUCAUCAUCUCUGCCGCUGAUGAGCAAUGUCAAUGGAGUCCAUCAAUCCGAUCCUGCGACAAUACUCUACUCCUCCGGCCCGACCGGCCGGGUCAAGGGGGUGCUGAUGACUCACCGGAACCUUAUCUCUAUGAUCGCCGGACGCUACCAUGCUCGGCCUGCUGCCGCCGAGCAGCAAACACCACGAGCUGUGUGUCUGUUUGCAUUGCCUCCAUUCCAUUCCUAUGGCUUCUUCGUGCUUAUCAGGAGCUUCGUGCAGGAGGAGACCUUGAUUUGGAUGCAGAGGUUCGAAUUUGAGGCGAUGCUCAGGGCGGUGGAGAAGUUUUCUCGAAAUGCUUCCCAUGAGAUGAAACAUACUAAUAUAGUUCGGAUUCUGGAACUGAUGAGGAAAUUCAUCAAACUGAGCCGCAGUAGGACACAUAUUCAAAGGAAGCUGAAAUUUGAUCAUCAUAUAUAUAUAUAUAUAUAUAAUUAUAACAUGAUAUUGUGAAUAUUUUCACGAGAAAGCAUAUAUCAUAAUAUUUUCACCAUAUAAUAACACACUAUCUAUUUUCCGUAAAAAAAAAUAAAAAAGAUAGACAAAAAGCUGACGUGACACUUUGACAUCAAAUAAUUAUGAUGGAAUCCAAAUAAUUAAAUAAAAUAAAAAUAAUAGGGAAUUUUAGACAAUACAGUACGAUUUUUUUUUUUAAUAAUUUUCACGAGACAACCCAAUUUGUUUCAUUUUCAUCGCAUACAAUACCAUCAAUUUUACCUAAAAAAUAAAAUAAAAGAGAAAGAGAAAAAAACUGAGGUGGCAUUUUCCGACCCUGCGUGCACGGGUAACCGAACAAAAAGCAAACAUUUCCAUCUGAUCUGAGAAAGCGGCGGGGUGACACAAGUCUCCGGUUUGGAUUUUCACGAUGUGUACACGGGAUCAA